Molecule: messenger RNA, 1398 nt
Organism: Argentina anserina (silverweed cinquefoil)
Lineage: Eukaryota; Viridiplantae; Streptophyta; Magnoliopsida; Rosales; Rosaceae
Product: F-box protein At5g49610-like
Exons: 1
Coding region: 254-1393 (379 amino acids)
Molecular function (GO): protein binding
Source: RefSeq, a predicted model, not a curated record
CAAACUAAAGAAACAGAUCAGAGGCUCUCACAUGUGGGUCUCUGAUAUGUUAUAGUAGUAUUACUUAAGCUCAUGUGGGUUGCGCAUCCCAAGCCUAUUCUGCAUCAUAUCCCCUCUCAAAUAAUUCACCACCAAUUAUUGCUACGUGACCGCAUUCAGUAUCAUCAUCGUCUUCAUCGACUCCUAGCGUUUCCUUGCUAUAUAUACAAAGCUUACCUAAGCCAUCGUUGAUCUUAUCGAUUUUCUUUCCACUAUGUGGAACAACCUACCCGUUGAUCUUCUCUCCAACAUCUUCUUCUUCCUCUCUCCCGACUCUUUUGCUUUCGCCAAUGCAACAUGUCGAAACUGGCAUCAAGCUUGUGCCUACUCAGCCAGCCUCAAGAACCAGUUUUUGUUGCUGAAGCAACUUCACCCUCCAUGGUUCGUAGCAUUGCCUCUUCGAAACAACACCCUUUCUUGCUAUGUUCGCAAUCCAACCAGCACCAACAACAACUGGUAUGAACUCUCUUUAGAUUUCUUACCCCACCCUAUUCGUCUCCUGGCUCAUUUAGACGAAGGGCUCCUCUUAGUCCGGCCCUCCAUCUCCACCGUUCUCCAGUUGGGUCUAUGCAACCCGUUUACACGGCAAUACAAGCAGCUUCCGGUGUUGAACAUCAGAAGAACCAACCCUGCCGUCGGUGUUAUAUCACUCCCAAACACUAAUAAGUUCGAAACAGAUUCAUUUCCUCGAUUCGAAGUCUACGUUGCCGGUGGCAUGUCGGAGGCGCCCCGCGGCGGUGCGACGUACGAGCCGACGCUGGAAAUGUACGACCCUCAGCUAAACGCAUGGAGAAUCGUCGGUUCGAUGCCGAUGGAGUUUGCGGUGAGGCUAACAGUGUGGACUCCGAAGGAGAGUGUGUACUGUGAUGGGGUGCUGUACUGGACGACCUCUGCUAGGGCAUACAGCCUAAUGGGGUAUAACAUUUCGAAGAACACUUGGAGAGAGCUGAGUGUGCCAAUGGCGGACAAGCUGGAGUUUGCAGUGCUGGUUCUGCGCAAUGGGAGGGUGACACUCGUGGGAGGGACGUGUGAGUUGGGGGCUUGCAUAUGGGAGCUUGGUGAGGGGGAAAGUUGGGUGAUGGUUGAGAAGGUUCCGAAGGAGUUGGGGAUGAGGUUUACAGGGAAGAAGGGAAGUUGGGAUAGAACUAAGUGUGUGGGGAGUGAUGGGGCUAUUUUCUUGUAUAGUGACCUUUGGGCAGGAAUGGUGGUUUGGAGGGAAGUCGUAGAAGGGAAUAGUAAUUGGGAGUGGUUUUGGAUUGAAGGGUGUUCGAAGAUUAGAGGUAAACAAGUGAGGAACUUUCAAUUAAAGGGAGUUCUUGUACAUCCUAAUCUUGUACCGUCGGCCAUUUUCUAAUGAAU